Episyrphus balteatus (marmalade hoverfly) is the source of this 968-nucleotide messenger RNA. RefSeq lists its product as uncharacterized. The record is from RefSeq and is a predicted model, not a curated record. The transcript is spliced from 3 exons. Lineage: Eukaryota; Metazoa; Arthropoda; Insecta; Diptera; Syrphidae. Bases 43 to 849 code for a protein of 268 amino acids.
ACCAUUACUUGACUUUCGCUUAUUCUUCAUUUAAACUUCAAAAUGAAUUCAAUAAUUUUGGUCUUUUUGAGUGUUUUGGUAUUAAUAAGUGCUGCUAGCUUACGAGACGAUGGAGAUAUUCAAGAGCUUUUGAAAGACGAAGAUAUUGUUAUCAAUGAAAAGAUUACAAUCAAAGGUCGAAAGAUCCAAGGAAGAAGUUUAAGUUCGAGGGGAGAAAAAGUUAUUCAAAAAUAUCUGGAUAAAAUGCCCUAUGGAUUUCCAGAAUUACAACUUCCUCCAUUAGCUCCAUUUGUUAAAGAUCAAAUUGAUAUUGAACUUAAAGAUUCUUUCGCUGAAAUUUCUGCUAAUUUCAAAAACAUCCGCAUCGAAGGUUUAGAUGAUUUGCUGAUAAAUCACUUUGAAAUCAAUUACGUCUUUAGUCAAGAAGUCCUUUAUAACUUUACCUUUCCAAAAAUUAUUGCUACUGGUUCAUUUUUGAGUGAUUCCAUUAUGGAUUUGAUCAAAGAAUUUGGAAUCAAUGUUCAUCAUUACGGAAAUGGAGACUUUGAGAUAAUAUUUGAGAAUUUGACAUUAGAAGGUUAUUUCAAGUACACUAUGCCACUGGCAUGGGGAAGUAUUUCGAUUUAUAAUUUUAAAGGAAGUGUCGAAUUGGGUAAUAUUUCAUCAAAUAUUGAUGGAUUGGCUGGUGAGAGUAAUUUAAGUCAGUUGAUCAAUGAAAAGAUCGAAGAGUUUGGAAUGAAAUUUGUACAAUCGAAUCAGGAAUUAAUCAAUAAUAUGGUUAGAGAUUUUUUGAUCCCAAUGGCUAAUGUGAAGUUAGAGGGUAAAACUGUGUGGUCUUUGAUUGGUUGAAGUAUUUUGAAGAAGAAGUCGCAAAAGAAUUCUUGAAAAAUGUUGUGUUUAAUAAAAGUGCAAGAAAUUAAAUGAAAAAUUGGUUAUUUUAUUCGGGAUGAACCGGAAAAUUCUGUUUC